AUGGACGACGCUGCGCCGGUGAAUUGGGAAGCUCUGGACGCCCUCGUCAUCGAUUUCGCCACAUCCGAGAAUUUGAUUGAGCAGCAGCCGCAGGAGUCUCUGGCGGAUUCCCCUGCUUCGCCGUUAUCUCCUCUAUCUCCGUCGUCUUCGUCUGUCUCGUAUUCUUCCUCAUCGUCUUACCAUUCCAGGCUGAUCAUUCGCCAGAUCAGGCGGUGCCUAGCGGCGGGGGACAUUGACGCCGGAAUCGAGCUUCUCCGAGCUCACGCUCCUUCCGUUCUCGACGAUCACAGGGUUCUAUUUCGCUUGCAGAAGCAGAAAUUCAUCGAGUUGUUGAGGAAAGGGACGGAAGAGGGGAGAGAUGCUGCGAUUGCUUGCAUAAGGACGGCUCUUGCUCCCUGUGCGCUUGAUGCUUAUCCGGAAGCAUACGAGGAAUUCAAGCAUGUUCUCCUUGCCUUUAUAUAUGACAUACAUGAUAAGAGUUCGCCUGUGGCAAAUGAGUGGUCUGAAAAGAAGAGGUCCGAAAUUGCUGGGUUGAUGACUUCUGUCUUGAGAGCUCAUUUGCAGGCAUAUGAUCCAGUCUUUGCAAUGACAUUGCGAUAUUUGAUAAGCAUACACAAAACCUUUUGCUUUCGUCAAGGAACCACAUCUCCGAUUUCAGACCUUACUGAGAGGUUGCUCAUGGAGGAGCGUGACCCUCCAGCUGUGCCACAGGAGAGUUUUUAUGAGGCACCUCCAUUUGAUGAGGUGGACAUUCAAGCUCUUGCACAUGCUGUUGAGCUUACAAGGCAGGGAGCUGUUGAUAGCUUGAGAUAUGCUAAAGGAGACUUGUUUCAGGCGUUCCAGAAUGAAUUAUGCCGAACGAAGUUGGACGUGCCCGUGCUAGAUGAACUUGUUCGAGAGUAUUGUGUCUAUAGAGGCAUCGUUCGCUCGGGCUUUGUGGCAUCUGCUGAAUGCAAAGUAAAUCAAUCCGAACCUGGUCGCUUGCCAUCUCAAAACUAUUCUCUUGAAGUGGACCAGGCUACCAGCAUACCUUCAGAUGGUGAAAAUUCUGUAAUCACAAUGCACCUGGAUGUUUCUUCAGAGAAUGAUGUUGUUGUCAAUAGCAGGCCAGAAACUGAUAUUGAGAUGAGAUAUGCUUCUGAAUCAACUGGAAAUUGUGAAGAUUGCAGCACAAGUGAAAUACAGCAACCUGACAUAUCAAAACUUCUUCAAAGAAAUAGAAACUAUACAAGCGGAGAGAGGAGCAAACGCAAGCGCUGGAGGGGUCGGCAGGAUGAGCAGGAAUAUCUCUCUGGUGUAGCUUACAGUGCAUGCAGCAAGCAAGACCUUGAUGCAGUCAUAGCCAGGGCAGACAUCGGUGGUGAACACCAGGGAAUAGAAAAGCAGUCCACAGAAGACCUAAAUAACAUGGAUGAUAGGUAUGAAAUUGUGUUGGGAAUCAAGGAUCUAGCAGCUAGAGGCAUGGCUACAGAGGUUGUGGAACAAGUUAAUGCUUUGGAUCCAAACUUCUUCUCCCAGAAUCAUGCCUUGCUCUUCCAAUUAAAACAGGUUGAAUUCCUCAAGCUGGUCAGUGCUGGUGAUCAGUCAGGUGCUUUGAAGGUGGCCUGCUCGCACAUGGGUCCCUUAGCAGCAAAUGAUCCUUCUCUUCUGAAGCCUUUGAAGGAGACUCUGGUUGUGUUACUCCGUCCACAUGAAGAGAUGCUUGGAAAAGGCUUACCUUUAAAUGCUCUAGCAAAUUCACUCCAGGUCGCAAUUGGUCAAAGGCUUGGCAUUGAAGAACCACAACUCAUGAGGUUAAUGAGAGCAGCCAUGCACACACACAAUGAGUGGUUUAAGCUGCAAAUGUGUAAAGAUCGCUUUGAGGGUCUUAUGAGGAUAGACUCUCUGAAAGAACUCGAGACACCUUUGCUCUCUGCUUGCUCCAUGUUGAGCUCGAAUGCAGAUAGCUCUACUCAGGGUUCCUCCCAAGUUACGACAUCUUCAAGUGCGAGGUUGCCUGAAGAUGGUACAAGUCCGGCUCAAGUCUCGUCGGGAGAAGUCUGUGAUGAAAGCGCAAUACUCAAAGUGAUGGAGUUUCUCGCCUUGCCAAGGGCUGACGCCAUCCAUCUUCUUGCACAGUACAAUGGAAAUGCGGAGACCGUCAUCCAGCAAAUAUUUGCUUAG
Linum trigynum is the source of this 2163-nucleotide messenger RNA. The record is from the annotation of a GenBank genome assembly. NCBI's taxonomy places the organism in Eukaryota, Viridiplantae, Streptophyta, Magnoliopsida, Malpighiales, Linaceae.